AUGCCGAGUACGUCCGCAUGCUCCGGAAGGCCGACCCCGGCGACGUCGCCGCUGACCAACCCCCGUGUUGCAGAGGCCGACGCCACGCCACCGCGAUGGCCGCGCCGCUUCGCCGCCGUGCUCAAGACCCUCGUCCUGGCGGCGUGCCUGCUCGGCCUGCGCCCCGCCCUGGGGGAGGCCGCCGUGCUCCUGGAGGUGCCCGGCGUCGGCGUGCUGCGGGGGACGACCCAGCGCAGCGCCGACAACGCUCCCUUCGCCGCCUUCGAGGGCGUGCCCUACGCCAAGCCCCCCGUCGGCGCCCUGCGGUUCCAGCCUGCCAAACCAUCAGCGUCGUCCCCGUUCAUGGUGCUGAACGCGACCUCGCAGACGAUGCCGUGCCCCUACCUCUCCGACAAGGGCGUCCUCGUCGGGGUGGAGGACUGCCUGUACCUCAGCGUCUACACGCCCCAGGUGAACGCGGCCCAGGGGCUGCCCGUGCUGGUGGUGCUGCCCGGCGACGACUGGACGCGGGGCUACGCGGGCCGCUGGAAGCCGCACCGACUGGUGGACCGCGGCGUGGUCGUGGUCACCGUGCAGUCGAGGCUCGGCGCCCUGGGCUUCCUGACGACGGGGGACGCCGACGCCCCCGGCAACCUGGGCCUCAAGGACGAGAGGCUGGCGCUGUCGUGGGUCCAGCAGAACGUCAGGGCCUUCGGCGGGGACCCCGGCAACGUGACGGUGGCGGGCGUGGGCGCGGGGGCCGCGGCGGCCAUGCUGCACGCCGUCACCUCGAAAGGGCUGUUGCAGCGCGUCAUCGCCGUCAGCGGCUCGGCCCUCAGCCCCUGGUCGCUGACUGAGAACACGCAGGCCGCCGUCGACGUCCCCGCGCGCCGCCUGGCCGAGGCCAUGCGCUGCGACUGCCCCAUCCCCGUGCCGGCCGCCGCCAACGCCACCGCCAACGCGUCCGUCAACGCCGCCGCGCUGAACAGCACCAGGCCCGCCAACCUGACGGACAUGGUGGAGUGCCUGCGGUCGCGCAGCGUGGCCGAGGUGUUGUACGCCUCGGCGCGGCUGCAGGGCUGGGCGGGGCUGCCGCCGGCGCCCUUCGGCCCCGUCGUGGAGCUGCAUGGCGUCCAGCCCUUCCUCGCCGACGCGCCGCUCCGGCUGUGGCGCCACGCCGGCGUGCCCCUGCUGCUGGGGCUGUCCGGGAGCGAGGGGCUGCAGACGCUGGCCGGCUGGGAGAAGAAGGGCCUGCUCCACAACUCCUCGCUGCUGAACCAGCUAGACGCGGACUGGGCGCGCCUGGCGCCGGUGCUGCUCGCCUUCAACUCGACGCCCGAGCUGGACAAGAGCGCCGCGUCGGAGGACCUCCGUCGCCGCUACCUGGGCAACGGGACGGCCGCCGAGGACGCCGAGGGCGUGCUGCGGCUGUUCGCGGACCGCCACGUCGUGGUGCCCGCCCUGCGCGCCGCCAUCGCGCACGCCCAGCAGGCCGAGCAGGCCGUCUACCUCUACCGCUUCGGCUGGAGCGCGACGCAAGAGGUCUCGGCCUUGGCUGGGCCGGCGGGUGGCAGUGACGCCAACCUGCUGCUGAUGCAGCCCUCCGCCACAGAGGCCCAGAGGCUGCCCGCGCAGAAGGCCAUGGUCGGCGACAUCCUGGACGUGUGGGCCAGCUUCAUCCAGGACGGGGUGCCGUCGCUAGGCAACACCACUCUGCAGAGCGUGGCCGUCAAGGACGCCAAGGACGUGCCCGAGGACCUCCCCGUCCUGGAACUGCAGCGGCCCGGAGUACACCGCCAGGGCAACUGGUCGGUGCACGAGCUGCUGGCCUUCUGGGAUGGCCUGCCCUUGCUGGAGAACAAGAAGCCACCCAGCGAAACGACGACCGUCGCUGCAAAAACCGACUCCCAGAGGAACGAGAUGUCCUCGUCCAGCAACAAAUGGGAACACUUCAGGCUGCUCCUGCUGGCUGCCCUGCCACUUCUCUGCUUGAACUGGAUCUAAAUAUUUUCACCCCAGAUUUCGGAAGGCCGAGUACACUGAAGCACAUUCUCAUUUAAAUUAAAUUAUGAUUGCAAUAGAGAUCAAAGUUGACGCAACACCGCAGUUUCAGUUUUUUACAAAAUAAUUUAUUGUUGUUGUUGUUUUUCUGUUGUUAUGUUUGAAAUACACAUCUGAAUAAGUA
Messenger RNA from Thrips palmi, 2164 nucleotides. Its product is annotated as venom carboxylesterase-6-like. The record is from RefSeq and is a predicted model, not a curated record. The coding region runs from base 1 to 1983 and encodes 660 amino acids. NCBI's taxonomy places the organism in Eukaryota, Metazoa, Arthropoda, Insecta, Thysanoptera, Thripidae. The transcript is spliced from 9 exons.